GACGUCGUGGACGACGGGCUCCGGCAGCGGGUCCUCGAAGGCCCCGUUCUCCAGGGGCACCACCGUCGUCCUGCGCGACGUGCCCAUCGUCUACACGCGGAGGAAGUUGCUAGAGGUCUUGGACGCGGAGGGCUUCCAGGGGAAGUACGACUUCGUUUUCCUCCCGAUUGACUGCCCCUCGUUCUAUCGCGGACAACAUAGGCAUCGCGCACAUUAA
Prorocentrum cordatum is the source of this 217-nucleotide messenger RNA. NCBI's taxonomy places the organism in Eukaryota, Dinophyceae, Prorocentrales, Prorocentraceae. The record is from the annotation of a GenBank genome assembly.